UUUCAAAACAAUAUCGUUCAGCAGUCUUUAAGUCUCGGUUGCAACACAGAUCACUCUCAUUAUGUCGGUUUCGGAUCUUAUUGGUGCACUCGAUGCCAUUCCCAAGCUCACCACAGUUCCUAGUUCUAGUGCAAGUGCCCAGGAGUCAGUCUUCCUGGAUGCCCCCGAGUGGCUGACGGAGGCGUAUCUGCAGGAUGCCCUAAGGAAGUACUACAACGACCGCAGGCUCAAGAUUACCUGGGUGAAAGUGAAUCCUGCCCUGGGCAAGGGCGAGAACUAUGGCGGAGUCCUGACCCGCGUAAAAGCUCAGUUUACCCGGAGCGAUGGCAGCGCCCAAUUGGGUCAUUACAUUGUCAAGUCCACCUUCGAGGGUAAUGACUUUGCUCAAAAAACCAUGGAACCCUAUGACAUAUUUAACAGGGAAAUGGAGAUCUAUGAACAAGUCCUGCCCAAACUGAAGGCUCUUCUGCGGGAAAUCGGCGACACGGAGCAGAUCUUUGCCGAAACCAUGGCGGUGGACAUUGAGAACUCAUCGCUGAUCUUUGAGGAUCUAAAUGCUCGUGGCUUCACCAUGCCCGAUCGCCUGAAAGGAUUGGACAUGAAAAUCACCCGUUUGGUGCUUCGCAAAUUGGCCAAGAUGCAUGCCACUUCGGCGGUGAUGAAUGAGCGCGAGAAUCAUGCCCUGGAGGGCUACGAUCGCGGCUUCUUCAACAGGUACACCGACAACUAUGCUCCGGCCUUUGUGGGCAUGCUCCAGGCGGCAACGCGUCGCGUGGCCCAAUGGCCAGGAUACGAGAAGUAUGCCGCGAAGAUGGAGGCUCUGGUGCCCAUCUACAUGGAGCUGGGAAAGCGCAUCUUUGACAUUUCACCGGGUCACAUAAAUGUCCUGGCCCAUGGCGAUCUGUGGACCAACAAUGUCCUGGUCAACUAUGACAAGGAAACCGGAGAGCCGCUGGAUGCCAUCAUCAUAGAUUUCCAGUACACGGUUUGGGGAUCGCCGGCUUUGGAUCUUUUCUAUUUCCUAAACACCUCGCUGGAGUUCGAUCUCCACAAGAGCCAUCAGGAGGAGCUGAUAGCCUACUACUUUGGUGUCUUCUCUGAAACGCUAAAAAAACUGCAGUACCAGACUGCCGUUCCCAGCUUGCAUCAGUUCCACCAGCAGAUGCUGGAGAAGAAGUUCUAUGCUGCCCACACCUCCAUUUCGGUAUUGCCCAUUCAGCGAAAUGUGGAGACUGACAAUGCGGAUUUCAAUGCCUUGAUGGAGACCAACCAGCGGGCCUUGAACUUCAAGGAUGCCUGUUAUAGGAACCCAAUUUCCGAAAGGGUUUUGCGAGAGCUCCUGCCAGAUUUCGAGGCCGAGGGUUUGUUGGAUGCAGAUCAGUGAGAUCAAACAUUUAUUUAUUUAUUUAAUGCUAACUAAUAGUUAUAAACUAAAAGUUAACAAAGGAUAAUGAGCAAUGGCUACCGAGGCCUUCCGCUCUUGAGAUCAAACAUACAAACACCUGUGUUAUAUAGUACAUAUUAGAUAUUAUUACCCAUAUAUUAGACCAAUAUUGUUGUAUAUGCUAAUAGGUUAGGCAACUGUAAACUCCACUUAAAAAUAAUAUACCUCUUUAUAAACAGAUAAUAUUAUAAUAUAUUAUCAGAAAAUGUAGUACAAUUUACAAUAAAUUACAAGUUAUUCAAAGAAUUUGUGAAAAUGAUGGGGCAUAAACUGGAAAAGCUUAUUUUACGGUUUGCUAUCGAGGAAAUGAAAGGAUAGGUUCAAUCUAUAACUAAUCUAAUCAGUUUUUUACAGUAUAAUAAUGGCGAUAAGAAACUUUAAUAAUUGGAAAGAUACUUUAAGUGUAUUGAUUAUUUUUUUGUUAAAGUACUUGUAAAUGAGAACUCCCAAGCAUUUGUAAGUGGUUUGAAAUGUACAAAGCCAUAAGAAAGAACUUUAAUAUAAAUAUUGCCUAUUUUUGUAUAGCAAAUGUUUUCAUAAAUUAAAAUUUAAAUAU
Messenger RNA from Drosophila kikkawai, 2000 nucleotides. RefSeq lists its product as uncharacterized. NCBI's taxonomy places the organism in Eukaryota, Metazoa, Arthropoda, Insecta, Diptera, Drosophilidae. The record is from RefSeq and is a predicted model, not a curated record.